Eleginops maclovinus (Patagonian blennie) is the source of this 1485-nucleotide messenger RNA. RefSeq lists its product as uncharacterized. Lineage: Eukaryota; Metazoa; Chordata; Actinopteri; Perciformes; Eleginopidae. The transcript is spliced from 10 exons. Bases 1 to 1485 code for a protein of 494 amino acids. The record is from RefSeq and is a predicted model, not a curated record.
AUGGUUUGGCACACAAAGCUGCAUAGUAAUGCCCCCAAUUAUCACUACCAGUGUGGGGUGCCUGACUGCUCACAGAGCACUGCCCCAAGCACGUCAAGCCCUUCACAGCUUGGCAUGCCAUGGUAUGUAGACUUUCGUCUCAACUGGGACCAGGUGUCCUCAGCCAUUCGACUUAGAGUGGAAAAAGAAGAAAGACCAUUGCAAGACCAGAGAAAGGCCUUCGUGGUCGUGCUCGUGGACCAAAUGAUGCAGCACGACCGCAACCCAUCCAGAGCCAUGUGCCACAGCGUUGUGAGAAACGUUGUCAGGAGCCAUUCAAACACAUUUGGCGACAUUGGCAAGCACGGUGAUACUGCUGGAGACGGAUGUCACUCUCUUCUGCAACAAGUAAAAACGAGAGUGGAGUACAAAAAUAGGAAUAAUACUCUUGCUCAACGCCGCAGAGAAGGAAGACCGCGCACGGGAAUGGCAGGAGAGGCCAGACUGGCAAGAGGUCCUGUUGACCAAUACGGGUGUAUGAGGUGGGGCCCAGCCUGCAUCCUGCUGCUCCUAAUGUCGUACUUCAAAGAGCGGAAGGAGAAUUUGAUGCUUGAAGUUGAUCCAUGUGCCACUGCUGUGGACCUUAAUACUGCAGAACUCCCCAGCACCCCCUGUUUGAUCAUUCAAGGUGACAUGAUGAAGCCCUCUGGAUGGCUUAUAUCCAUCGAGGGACAUGUCGUAAUGGGCCCACACCCUUUGUUUUUACACAGAGUAGCUGCUUUCUUCAGCAGCUAUUACGUCUUUAACCUUGAGUAUCCUGCCGCUGGAUCGUCGACGCUGGACUUCAUUCAAAGGUGCUUCUUGGGCAUCAAUCCUGAAAGAGGCUCAAAAGGGAGUCAGUACUGGCUCUACAUUGCUUCCAAACCCACCACUGCCCUACCCCCCACCUCCCGCACCACCUGCCUUGAGGACAUCAGGAGCUGGAUGAGCAGGAAUUUCCUGAAGCUCAAUUGUAGUAAAACUGAGGCCCUGCUCAUCGGCUCCAAAUCCACCCUCACCAAGUCAAAAAACACCCCAGCUCAAAACAUCAUCAUCGACGGCUUCCCCAUACCAUUCUCUGCCCAAGUGAAAAGCCUCGUUGUCAUUCUGGAUGGCUCCCUCUCAUUCGCCCCACACAUUAAAAACAUCACCCGCACUGCCUUCUUCCAUCUUCGGAACAUCUUUAGACUCCACUCAUCUCUGUCCCAACCCAGCACUGGAAUCCUGGUCCACUCAUUCGUUACAUCCCGGAUUGAUUACUGCAAUGCACUCCUGACUGGCCUUCCCACCAAACUCCUUAAUAGACUGCAGAUAAUUCAGAACUCUGCUGCCCGGAUCAUCACCCGCACCAACUCAUCCGACCGACUCAACCCCAUUCUCAUUCAACUACACUGGCUUCCUGUACGAUACCUCAUUGACUACAAAAACAUUCUACUCACAUAUACUGUAAAGUUCCCCAAAACCUAG